Mesoplodon densirostris (Blainville's beaked whale) is the source of this 912-nucleotide messenger RNA. RefSeq names its product G protein-coupled receptor 35 (gene GPR35). Lineage: Eukaryota; Metazoa; Chordata; Mammalia; Artiodactyla; Ziphiidae. The record is from RefSeq and is a predicted model, not a curated record. Gene Ontology annotation, cellular component: membrane. Gene Ontology annotation, molecular function: G protein-coupled receptor activity. Bases 1 to 912 code for a protein of 303 amino acids. Gene Ontology annotation, biological process: positive regulation of Rho protein signal transduction; phospholipase C-activating G protein-coupled receptor signaling pathway. The transcript has a single exon.
AUGAACGACAGUACCUGCAGCUCCAGGGAGCUCCCCGGGCCCCAGGUGGCCAAGUACGUCUUCUUCAUCUACAUGGGCGGGCUGCUGUUGCUGGGUCUGCUGCUCAACGGCCUGGCACUCUGGGUGCUGUGCUGCCGCCUGCUGCGCUGGACAGAGACCCACAUCUACAUGGCCAACCUGGCCGUGGCUGACCUCUGCCUGCUCUGUGCCCUGCCCUUCUUUCUGCACUUCCUGAAGAGCACCACAGACACGCCACUCUGCCAGCUCUCCCAGGGCAUCUACCUGGCCAACAGGUACAUGAGCAUCAGCCUGGUCAUGGCCAUCGCCGUGGACCGCUACGUGGCCGUGCGGCACCCACUCCGAGCCCGCGGGCUCCGCUCCCCACGCCAGGCCGUGGCCGUGUGUGCCACACUCUGGGUGCUGGUGCUCGGCUCGCUGGUGCUCCACUGGUCCCUGGACAUGCAGGACGGUGGCUUCUGCUUCUCCAGCCGCUCCGGGCAGACUCCCUACACCGUGGUCUUCUUGCUGCUGGGCUUCUACCUGCCGCUGGCCGUGCUGGUCUUCUGCUCUCUGCAGGUGGUGACCGCCCUGGCCCGGAGGCCAGCCGCCGACGCAGGCCAGGCGGAAGCCACCCGGAAGGCCUCCGGCAUGGUCUUGGCGAGCCUGGCCGUGUUCGUGGUCUGCUUCCUGCCCUUGCACGUGGUGCUGACUGUGAGCACGGCCCUGGGCCUGCACACCUGCGCCACCCGUCUCGCCCUCCAGAUCACCAGCCGACUCUCAGACGCCAACUGCUGCCUUGACGCCAUCUGCUACUACUUCAUGGCCGAGGAGUUCCAGGAAGCAUCUGCGCUGACCGCCCUCCCCGCCAGAGCCAAGGCCCGCAAGAGCCAGGACUCUGUGACCUUGGCCUAG